AAAAGUGGGUGAGACAGUUCCUGUUUCAGAGAAGACAGCCUCUUCAGCAAAGACCAGCUCAAAGAAAACUGAAGAUAUUUGAAGCGAAGAACAUGCUAAAACAAUGUUUAACUACUCUUGAGGAACUCCAAUUUUUGCAUGCUAAACUGUCUUCAAAACGAGAUACAGUAAAUUGUUCAGAGUGGCAAAUGGAAUUUGAGGACAUCAGUAAGAAGAGAGUUGAUGUGCAAGAAAAGCUAAAAUAGUUGAGUGAUCCAGCCAUUCUAAAGAUGUUACAGGUGUCUCUUGCAAAACGCAAGAAAAAAGGAAAAUAUCAAAAACGACAGAGAGAAAACUGGCAUUUAAUUAAGGCCGAAAAACAGGCAGAGAGACAAAAGCUUCACAAAGAAAUAGAUACAUGGAUAGAAAAUAUGCAGGAAUCGGUGGAAAAGGCAAAAAUGGAAGACAGUCUGAAGUUGGAGGCAGAUGUGACGAAGAGGAAAGCGGAAGCCCGUCGACAAUUGGCACUACUCUCAGCAUUGGCUCGACUGAGGAAACUCCGGAUUCAAAUGGCCCUAGGACGCGGAGAAAAAGUGUCAUCAGAAUUGGAUGCUUGUUUCUCUCGUGUUAUUGAUAAUCUUAAGAGUCUUUGGGAAGAGAAAAUGGAAGAAUAUGCUCUGGAGGAGAAAGGGCUCAGAGUGAGGUUAACAGAAGCAGUUGAUGAACGUAAGAUUAGAUAUGACAGGACAGUUCUAGCCCAAUGGAAAAGGUUACUGUUUGGACACAACCAAGCUGACAUUCUAAGUUUUUAUGCAGCAGCAGAGAGGAACAUCGAAGAUUUCCUUGCUAUCAUGUGCUCCUGGGAUAAAUGUUUGGUUCCUGCAAGUGCUCCAAUGUCUUCUGCAAUUCCAAUUGGUUGGGUAUUACCAACAUAUCCUUCAUCUGGUGCAUGGGAAGCUUUACUAUCAUCCAAAACUCAAGAUGAUUAAUUGUUUUUAAUGCUUAAGGUUUGAAGAAAGAAUUAUUUGUAUUUUUGCCAGCAGUAAAUUAUACUAAUAAACAAAAAUGAAAAGUAAA
Messenger RNA from Schistocerca serialis cubense, 1056 nucleotides. Its product is annotated as programmed cell death protein 7-like. The coding region runs from base 270 to 968 and encodes 232 amino acids. NCBI's taxonomy places the organism in Eukaryota, Metazoa, Arthropoda, Insecta, Orthoptera, Acrididae. The transcript has a single exon. The record is from RefSeq and is a predicted model, not a curated record.